CCAACGUUAAUUCAUUAUUAGAGUAGUUGCGUCUGUAUAAAAUAAGAGAUGUCAGGAUUGAAUGUCAGUACUAUGAGAUUGGCGGCUGGUAACACAGUUAACGUCCUGACACUGUGGAUGAGGUUUUUGGAUGCAGUUACCAACUUCCAGACAAGUAAGCAGCAUGUGUGAUAUAGAGGCUUCCUCUGGUGUGGAGGACACACAUGACGACAAACGUGACAGCGUGCAUAGCACUACGCGUGAUGUGACAUCCGAAAUUACACGUGACGUCACACCGAAAGACGUCACACCUGAUGCCAGAACAAAUGUUGACAAACAGGACACUGUCAGCAACAGAAGCAGCAGCAGCAGCCUGAGCGGGAAGCCCAGCAGUAUCGUGAUCGUGUGCGAAGAGGACGGACUGACGUGGGCCGACUUCUUCAAGGUCAAACUGACGGGCAAGGACUACUCGUUCAGCACAUGGAUCCAGCAACUGGGCAUUUGCGACUCGGUCCUCGUCACGGAGAAGACGAAAACUCAGAUCGUCCUGCUGACUCCGACACUCCUUGAGAACGAGGCAAACGCUGACAAGCUUCUCUCGUUCUGCAUGGACAGCUGUAUUUUCAUUCUGCUUGGGGUCAAUGAAAAUGACGUGAAGACGGCUUUCUCGGAAGACAACAGUGCCGAUAUUUUGAGAUUUCCCCUCCACGUGAUUGUGGAGGAGAAUAUUGGCGACUCGCUGAAAGAGGCUCUAGUCAAAAUCAUCAAGAGUUAUGAAAAGUCCGAUGAUGAUGAUGAUGAUGAUUCACCAAUUUAUGAAAUUUUACCCAUGAGAAAACCGGUCCAGGUGAACAAACUGGUCAAUGUUAUUCCGUCGAAUAAUUUAACGGGAGGAAGUGAUAUCUAUCUCUUGUUGGAACACAAGGCUGACGAUAUUGUCAAUGUUGUGAUCAACACGCCAGGAGGAAAGACAAUUCCAGCGACUCUCGUUGAUACAGCCGUCUACACGGUAACACUUCCAGACGAGACAUCAGGAGAUGUGAGCUUGAAGGUGGAGAGUGAGCAGAGGCUGCUGGGCCAGCACAAGGCGCAGGUCUCCUCAAAACUGGAGCAGCUGAGAUCCCUGCUGGAGGACACGUCCGAUCCCGUGUCUCUCAUGUGUCAGUCUCUGGGCAUCCCGAGAAACUCGGCCUCUCUCGACAAGCGGCUGGCCGAUCAGGUGAAGAACAACUGGCCAUCACACACCAUGCCAUUCCUCAUGCAGAUAUUUGAAAUACAGGAUCACACAGAGGAGACCAGCAGUGAAGUGUGGCCGACUGUGCUGCAUUUUGCAGCACAGUACAACUUGGAACUGUUCUGCACGGAACUCAUGAAAUAUCCAGGAAUGGUGAACGCCGCAGCGAUUUCUAAUGUUCGUGACCAAUACCCGUGUGAAAUCGCUAAAGAAAAAGGAUUUACUAGGCUUGGCGAACAGCUGUAUUCUUUUGUCGAAAAACAAGGCCAUCACGACAGUGGUGUUGUCAUUGACUCUCCCCCACCCUGUCCAGGACCUGGCUACAUUAACAGUCCCCCAGCUGUGAAGGUUGAUGACUCGUACUUGGAUAUGGACACUAUAGACACUUCUGUGUUAUCUCACCGUUUUAAUUCAAUGGGAAAGGUUGAUGGGCAAGGUAUAAGAAUUCCUCAUAAAGAAAUACCCUCUGCACGAAAAUUAUUAGAAGAUCCAGAACUACAUCACUCAGCUUCUGUUCCAACGUGUACACCUCUCGAGAGUUCACCACUGGUGUUUGAAAACAACUCUGACAGUUCUGAUGAUUAUAUGGUACCAAACUCGGACUUUGAGCAACCAGAAUCCCUGGGCGAAUUGAUCUCGAAUAUUACGAAGAAGCCGAACAAGCCGACCAAGACGUACAGCAUGCGUGAGCAGCGUGAUGUAGUCGGCCACAGACUGUUACCCCCGCCACCUGGAAUGGGACAGCCCUUCAGCCCCGCCACCGACAUACUGACCAAACCACGGUCAUAUUCGCUAGGGGCGGAGAAAACCAUGGAAGCCCUGGAGCGGAUACAGAGAGAGGAUCCAAGUUGUUGUGUGCCAACCCUGCGUGAGGAGACGCAUGGCCGAUCUCAAAAAGAGAUUUCCCCACGGGGAGAGGUGAAAAAGACUGGUAGAUUUUCCAAGUUCUUGAACAAAUUCCGAAGACAUGAUAGUGACUUAACAUCAAAAGCUGACUACAACAAGAAAACCAAAUCAAAACAACUGAACAAGAAUGUGAACACUGGACGUAAACACUCUGACACUGCUGGGCAGCCAAUAGAACUGGAGAGAGACAGUGGUAGCUAUAGCGACGAUGAUGACAGAGAUGUGGUCUCAUCCACCCACAGUCCAGGUUAUCACAAGAAACAAGGUGGAAAGGCUAUGCUUAAGCCUCCUGCAUUGUCGAACCAGAUAUAAAGGACACCUUGUAAACCAACUUGUCUAUAAUGGGCACACCAGAGCCGAAAAGAGUCUGUGCGAGUUUUCAGGGCCCGAAAUGAGAGAAUGGACAAUGCCCCUACUUUACCAUUACGGCCAGGCAGACAACAAUAUCACUGAUCACAGUUAUCACACAAGAACUGUUGAAUUGCAAAGUAAAAUGAUCACUAGCUGUUGGCAACAGUGAUCUCUCAAAUCUUGUAAUUUUACAAGACUGGUGUAAUAUACAGCAUUCAUCAACAAGAUAAUUUUUAAAGACAUUUGUGAAAAAUGAGUAAAAUGGUUGCUAAGCAUGUGUAUAUUACUGAGAUUAAAAACCUGUAAUGCUUCAAGACUGGUAUAUAUGUAUACAAAUAUCAUCGAUCAAGAAGAUUUUUAAUGAGGACAUUUGUGCCAAAUGAUCAAAAUGGUUGCUACGCACGUGUUUAUUACGGAGAUGAAAAACCUGGAAAUUGUUGAGGAAUCCCAGAUUUUAGUGCUGUGCUGAUGAAAAACUCACAAUAACCACCCCUCACUUUUUUAAAGAUUUUUAUUGUCCAAUGUCAUUUGAUCUGCGACUAAAGAAUGUUUGACUAAACCGUUAUCAUGCAGGCAUACUUACAUAAUGGUUGGUUUAGCCCUUAUCAAACAUGUUAUAGAAUAAUUAUCUAAAGCCCAUAAGUCAUGGAAUUGUGGCCUAAACCGUUAUCAUGCAGGCAUACUUACAUAAUGGUUGGUUUAGCCCUUAUCAAACAUGUUAUAGAAUAAUUAUCUAAAGCCCAUAAGUCAUGGAAUUGUGGCCUAAACCGUUAUCAUGCAGGCAUACUUACAUAAUGGUUGGUUUAGCCCUUAUCAAACAUGUUAUAGAAUAAUUUUUUAAAGCCCAUAAGUCAUGGAAUUGUGGCCUAAACCCUUAUCAUGCAGGCAUACUUACAUAAUGGUUGGUUUAGCCCUUAUCAAACAUAAUUUUAUAUUACAGAACAGUGGAUGAAACCUUUAUUAAAAUAUACAGAAUGGUCAGCUAACAUUGUACACAUUGAUUGUCAAAGCCUGAUGUACGUAUUGUAAAUAUGUAUAUAAUAUCAUAUGUGAUAUACAUGUAUGGUGCAUGUCGUUAAAAAUAUUUUUUGCAUUUGUACUACAGUAUUAUAGACGAGCUAUAAAUAGUGUAAUGUAAAUAUGGUGUUUAAUAACGUUCAUAUGUAUUGUACACAUACUCCGCACACUGUACAAAUGUAAAUAUAUUGUGUUCACAUAUUGUUGUACAUGUAAAUAAUGUUUGUACAUUUAAUCCAUUUUUUUGAAAAUUAAAAAUACAAACAUCUUCUUUAUGUAUGUGUAUAAUUAUUAUAUACA
Gigantopelta aegis is the source of this 3787-nucleotide messenger RNA. RefSeq lists its product as uncharacterized. Lineage: Eukaryota; Metazoa; Mollusca; Gastropoda; Neomphalida; Peltospiridae. The coding region runs from base 131 to 2431 and encodes 766 amino acids. The record is from RefSeq and is a predicted model, not a curated record. Gene Ontology annotation, molecular function: signaling receptor binding. The transcript has 15 exons.